GCGUGUCGGUGCGCCGGGUCAGGGGUCAGUCCGCAAGAUGGCGGCGGCGGUGGCCUUCUGCCGGCUGCUGGGCCGGAGCGGCACGGCGGCGCUGAACCCGCCCCGGGGCGCCAGGUGUUGGGCGGUGCGGACGUCGCCGACCGGCGAGAAGAUUACGCACACCGGGCAGGUCUAUGAUGAUAAAGACUACAGGAAAAUUCGGUUUGUGGGUCGUCAGAAGGAGGUGAAUGAAAACUUUGCCAUUGAUUUGAUAGCUGAGCAGCCCGUGAGUGAAGUUGGAGAUCGUGUGAUCGCGUGUGACGGCGGCGGGGGGGCUCUCGGCCACCCGAAAGUGUACAUAAACCUGGACAAGGAGACAAAGACGGGGACAUGCGGUUACUGUGGCCUGCAGUCCAGACAGCAGCACUAGCAUGACGUGCGUCGUCGUCCCAGGGGCCGUGCAUACGGGCUGCUCGGCGUGAACAUACAACAGAGCCUCCUGCUGGUGCCGAAUAAACGGUGUUGUCAUCACGGA
Molecule: messenger RNA, 514 nt
Organism: Callorhinus ursinus (northern fur seal)
Lineage: Eukaryota; Metazoa; Chordata; Mammalia; Carnivora; Otariidae
Gene: NDUFS6
Product: NADH:ubiquinone oxidoreductase subunit S6
Biological process (GO): mitochondrial electron transport, NADH to ubiquinone
Cellular component (GO): respiratory chain complex I
Source: RefSeq, a predicted model, not a curated record